This is a messenger RNA of Rhipicephalus sanguineus (brown dog tick), 1204 nucleotides long. RefSeq names its product casein kinase I. The coding region runs from base 215 to 1138 and encodes 307 amino acids. Gene Ontology annotation, molecular function: protein serine/threonine kinase activity; ATP binding. Gene Ontology annotation, biological process: signal transduction; positive regulation of canonical Wnt signaling pathway; endocytosis. Gene Ontology annotation, cellular component: nucleus; cytoplasm; plasma membrane. The record is from RefSeq and is a predicted model, not a curated record. The transcript is spliced from 7 exons. NCBI's taxonomy places the organism in Eukaryota, Metazoa, Arthropoda, Arachnida, Ixodida, Ixodidae.
CCUUUCGAGCGGUGUCCUGUGUAGUUUGGUACACGAGAACAGGAGUCAAGACUUCGCGGGGUGUCGGGCAGUGAUGGAAAUUCAAUUCAACCCGCCACCGUCAUCAAACUUCCACCCAUGACAUCGCCAGCUAGCGCCAUAGCCACUCGCUGCCAGAGCAGUAGGCUAAGCCUAGUGCCUAAGCCUAACUUUCUCGGCGUUCCCGGCCGCAGGGAUGCAAAGACGUGAUUCCCGGGAGCCCCGAGACGAGACUCCCAAGCGUGCAUCCAAAACUACGGCCGCCGCAAGAGCUAUGCAUUCGCAGACAAGGCCAACGGGAUCGAGCAACUCCGGUGUUUUGAUGGUGGGACCCAACUUCAAAGUGGGCAAAAAAUCGGCUGCCAACUUCGGAGAGCUACGACUAGGAAAGAACCUCUACAAUAAUGAACAUGUUGCAAUUAAGUUGGAACCUAUGAAGUCAAAGGCUCCACAAUUACAUUUAGAAUACAGGUUUUACAAGCUUUUAGGAAACAAUGAAGGCAUCCCAAAGGUCUACUAUUUUGGACCCUGUGGGAAAUACAAUGCUCUGGUCAUGGAACUCUUGGGGCCCAGCUUAGAGGACCUCUUCGACCUAUGCGACCGCAAGUUCUCCCUCAAGACAGUUCUACUUACCGCCAUUCAGCUACUUCAUCGAAUUGAGUAUGUGCACACAAAACAUCUGAUCUACCGGGAUGUGAAACCGGAAAACUUCCUCAUCGGGCGGCAGUCCACCAAGAAGCACAAUAUCAUCCACAUCAUUGACUUUGGUUUGGCCAAGGAGUACAUAGAUCCUGAAACCAACAAGCACAUUCCCUAUCGGGAACACAAGAGCUUGACAGGCACGGCCCGCUACAUGAGCAUCAACACACACCUCGGCAAAGAGCAAAGCAGAAGGGACGACCUGGAGGCAUUGGGGCAUAUGUUCAUGUACUUCCUGAGAGGCAGCCUUCCAUGGCAAGGGCUCAAGGCGGACACCCUCAAAGAACGCUACCAGAAGAUUGGCGACACAAAACGAGCCACUCCCAUUGAGGUGCUUUGUGACGGUUACCCUGAAAUGGCCACAUACUUGAGGUACGUCAGGCGGCUAGACUUUUUGAAACUCCCGACUAUGACUACCUGAGGAAAAUGUUUCACGACCUGUUCGAGCGCAAGGGCUAUGUUGAUGACGGAGAGUUCGACUGGACGG